Talaromyces atroroseus is the source of this 1971-nucleotide messenger RNA. Its product is annotated as ATP-citrate synthase subunit 1. The coding region runs from base 1 to 1971 and encodes 656 amino acids. The transcript is spliced from 5 exons. Gene Ontology annotation, molecular function: ATP citrate synthase activity. Gene Ontology annotation, cellular component: cytosol. The record is from RefSeq and is a predicted model, not a curated record. NCBI's taxonomy places the organism in Eukaryota, Fungi, Ascomycota, Eurotiomycetes, Eurotiales, Trichocomaceae. Gene Ontology annotation, biological process: acetyl-CoA biosynthetic process; tricarboxylic acid cycle; fatty acid biosynthetic process.
AUGCCUUCCAUUGCUCCUGCAGCUGGCGUGACGAGCGCCAACGACAACAUCACCCGCUUCGACCCUCCUUCUCGUCUCCUCAGCCCCGUCGCCCAGCACACUCUGUUCCACAACAAGACACGAUGCUUCGUCUAUGGUAUGCAACCCCGUGCGGUGCAGGGUAUGCUCGACUUCGACUUUAUCUGCAAGCGUAGCACCCCCUCCGUUGCCGGUAUCAUCUACACCUUUGGCGGUCAGUUCGUCAGCAAAAUGUACUGGGGAACUAGCGAGACCCUGCUUCCAGUCUACCAGGACGUUGAAAAGGCUUUCGCCAAGCACAGCGAUGUCGACACCGUCGUCAACUUCGCCUCUUCACGAUCCGUCUAUAGUUCCACAAUGGAGUUGAUGGAAUUGCCUCAAAUCAGAACCAUUGCCAUCAUUGCUGAGGGUGUCCCUGAGCGAAGGGCACGUGAAAUCUUGGUUGUCGCCAAGGAGAAGGGUAUCACCAUCAUUGGACCCGCCACCGUUGGUGGAAUCAAGCCUGGUGCUUUCAAGAUUGGUAACACCGGUGGUAUGAUGGACAACAUUGUUGCCUCCAAGCUCUACCGCAAGGGUUCUGUCGGUUACGUCUCCAAGUCCGGUGGUAUGUCUAACGAGUUGAACAACAUCAUCUCCCAGACCACCGACGGUGUGCACGAGGGUGUUGCCAUUGGUGGUGACCGUUACCCCGGUACUACCUUCAUUGACCAUCUCCUGCGUUACCAAGCGGACCCCGAGUGCAAGAUUUUGAUGCUUCUCGGUGAAGUCGGUGGUGUGGAGGAAUACCGUGUGAUUGAGGCCGUGAAGAGCGGCGUCAUUACCAAGCCUAUUGUCGCUUGGGCUAUCGGUACUUGCGCCAGCAUGUUCAAGACUGAGGUCCAGUUCGGUCACGCCGGUGCCUCCGCCAACUCCCAGCUUGAAACUGCCGUCGAGAAGAACAGACACAUGCGGGAAGCUGGCUUCCACGUUCCCGACACAUUCGAAGAACUCCCCCAGGUCCUGGCUAAUGUCUACAAGAACCUCGUCGCUGAUGGCACCAUCGCUACCUUCAAGGAGCCUGUUCCCCCCAAGAUCCCCAUGGACUACUCUUGGGCCCAGGAGCUCGGUCUUAUCCGUAAGCCUGCUGCUUUCAUUUCCACCAUCUCCGAUGACCGUGGUCAGGAACUUUUGUACGCCGGCUUGCCCAUCUCCGAUGUUUUCCGUGAGGAUAUUGGUAUCGGUGGUGUCAUGUCUCUGCUGUGGUUCCGCCGCCGCUUGCCUCCAUAUGCUAGCAAGUUCUUGGAGAUGGUUCUUAUGUUGACUGCUGACCACGGUCCGGCCGUCUCUGGUGCCAUGAACACCAUCAUUACUACCCGUGCUGGAAAGGACUUGAUCAGUGCCUUGGUCUCUGGUCUGCUUACCAUCGGUUCUCGUUUCGGUGGUGCUCUUGACGGUGCUGCUGAGGAGUUCACCAAGGCGUUCGACCGGGGCCUCAGCCCUCGUGAGUUCGUUGAUACAAUGCGCAAAGAGAACAAACUCAUUCCCGGUAUUGGCCACAAGGUCAAGUCUCGUAACAAUCCUGAUCUUCGUGUCGAGUUGGUCAAGGAAUAUGUGACCAAGAACUUCCCCUCACACAAGCUCCUAGAUUACGCCAUCGCUGUCGAGACUGUCACGACUUCCAAGAAGGACAACCUCAUUCUCAACGUCGACGGAUGUGUCGCCGUUGCCUUUGUUGACCUCCUCCGUAACUCGGGUGCUUUCUCCGCCGAAGAGGCUGAAGACUACCUGAAGAUGGGUGUCUUGAACGGCCUUUUCGUCCUUGGACGUAGCAUCGGUCUCAUUGCCCACUACCUCGACCAGAAGAGACUGCGCACUGGCUUGUACCGUCACCCAUGGGACGACAUCACCUACCUACUCCCCAACGUCUCCAAGGGUGCUCCUGGUGCGGAGGGCCGUGUUGAGGUCAGCAUUUAA